CCGUUUUGGCUUCAUGACAUGGCACAGUCUUGGUGCAAUUACGUGAUGGGCUGUCAAAGGGAGGUUCCUGCCAUCUGAAGGUCGCAUUCCCAGAACGCUUGUGGGGCCCAUGUUGUCUCGUCUUUCUUUUGCCGGAGACUAUAGUGCGUCCCUUGAUGCCAUGGGAUUCGGUCCGGAAUUACAGGAAAUCAAGGCCGUUGACCAACAUGUGUCGGAAGGGAUCCAUUUUGUGUCAGAAGUCCGGGAAUUCAUGCGCGAGCGAGCGGAACUGGAAGCCGAUUUUGCUCGGCGACUUGAGGCCCUAGCGAAAAAGUACGCUCACCGGAAGGAUAAACUAGAAAGGGACAGGGAGAAGCGUGCAAGCUUGAUUUCAACGGCUAUACCAAGUAACCCAGGUAGCCCGACCAAGGACAGGUUCGCCGCGGGCAACGAAAACAAGGAGAUGGCGAGUCGGGACGAGGUAUCCACGCGUGUAGUCAGUACUACGCAGAAAGCGUGGGCUGAGAUCCUACACGAAACGGAAGUGUUGGCAAAGGCACAUAUGACGUUACAUGACGCGCUCCACGCAGACAUAGCUGACAAGUUAAAGGCACUUGCUACGAAGAAAGAGGAGGCCAGAAAGAAGCACAUAGCAUUCUCUAUGCGGCUUUUGGCGGAGCGAGAUAGACUUGUCACCGAAAAAGACAAGGCAAAAGCAAAGUAUGAUGCAGCGAGUGAAGCGGUGGAAGUUGCGAAAAAUAAGCAUAAUCGUGCUCCUGACGAUAAAACAGCCGAAAAGUUAAAGAAACGAUGGCACGAGGAGAUUGUGGAUUUAAAUAACACGAAGAAUCUAUAUGUUCUUGCUCUCGCUGCGGCCAACGCUUGUAAGCAUAAAUACUACGAGGAGGACAUUCCAAAACUGCUAAUGUGCAUAAAAGAUCUCGACAUAUCUACAACCUGGGGAUUGAAGUCUAUAUGGCAGGAUUAUCGCACGAGUAGAUCAGCUGUAAUGGACGUAGUAAUCAGGUCAUUAGGAAUUGUACGCGCAGCUGUGGAUAGUAUAGAUCCUCAGGGGGAUGCAGAUACUUUCGUUCAGUCUCGAGGAAAUUGGGAUUCUGUGCCAGGGAGUAACGCACCUGACUUCCCCUUCCUGCCUUCUGGGCUUUGGAAGGACAAUGGCGAACUGGCGCAGGAUGACUAUGCUCACGUAUUUUUACGCAAUACGUUGCGAAAACUUCAAAAGCGAGUUGACCAAAUAGAUACUGAAAUAAAGUCUAAAAACCGGACGUUGGACGGAACGAAGAAUCUGUUUGACGCUUAUACCAAGGAUCGAAAGCAAGGGGACCCGGACGAUGUUAAGGAGAGCAUGUUAGACGAGUCUCGCGACAUCAUGGUCUUGAAAACAGCAAGAUGCAAAUAUCAAACCCAGAUCGAUGCAAUAAUGCAGUGCAUCGGUGUAGAAGAGUCGCCGAAUGCUCGUUUCCAUAACCUGAAAGGUGCGAAUUUUUCUAUUCCCACCACGUGCGAUUACUGUCAUGGAACAAUUUGGGGAGUUGCAAAACCAGGGCUUACGUGCAGUGAUUGUGGAUACAGCGCCCAUUUGAAAUGCGAACUUAAGAUUCCCCCAGAGUGUCCGGGAGCCAAAGGCGCUCGACGACCAGCAUCUAUGGUGUCACAAAGAACAUCCGUUACCUCAAUUGGAUCUGUAUUAUCAGCAUCUGGCUCAAACUGGUUUGUCGGCGCCUCGGCGUAUGUGCUCUAUGAUUACUCUCCAGCUGCUUCAGCGUUUGACGAGAUAGCAGUGACGGAGGGCUCGGUAGUUAGAAUAAUUGAGCCGGACGACGGGAGUGGCUGGACCCUCGUAAGCUAUCAAACUGACGGGGAAUCACGCAAAGGACUAGUCCCAACUUCAUAUAUUGAGCUCGCGAGCCCUGCCCUCGCUGCCGAAAGUAUGCUCUCAGAGAGAAAUCGAACACCAUCACCAACGAAGAUAUCCAGGAUACAGACUACUGUGGCCUACGAUUAUACGAAAGGUGGCGAUGACGAAUUGACGGUCAAAGCUGGGCAAGUUGUCUGGAUCACUGAAGGAGAUGAUGGUUCUGGUUGGGUAACUGUCAAUGACGGCACUUUAGAAGGUUUGGUGCCAGCCUCUUAUCUGGAACCUGUUCAAUAA
Messenger RNA from Spizellomyces punctatus DAOM BR117, 2152 nucleotides. RefSeq lists its product as uncharacterized. The coding region runs from base 110 to 2152 and encodes 680 amino acids. The transcript is spliced from 14 exons. NCBI's taxonomy places the organism in Eukaryota, Fungi, Chytridiomycota, Chytridiomycetes, Spizellomycetales, Spizellomycetaceae. Gene Ontology annotation, molecular function: protein binding. Gene Ontology annotation, biological process: regulation of actin filament polymerization. The record is from RefSeq and is a predicted model, not a curated record.